Molecule: messenger RNA, 1725 nt
Organism: Phyllotreta striolata
Lineage: Eukaryota; Metazoa; Arthropoda; Insecta; Coleoptera; Chrysomelidae
Source: the annotation of a GenBank genome assembly
UGACAAGUUUUUAGUUUUUAUCUGCAUUAUUAUUUGAAAAGUGCAGAUGUAUUUAAUAAAUAAAACAGUUUGAAAUAUGCUAUUCUAACCAGCAUGGCAAAUAAUUCGGAAGUUUUUAUUUGCCUGAUAGUGCUCAUUUCGAUCGUGUUUCUGUACUUCGUAAAUAUAAGUAUUUUAGGGACAGAAUUGGUUCAAAAUCCCCCUGAGGAGUACAGUUGGAUAUUGCACGGUGUACGGAACAUUUUGGGGUACGCGACGUUGUUUCUGCCGGGUUAUUUGGUGCUCAAAUAUGUACAACAAACGAAUUACAUCAACAAAAGCGGCCGAGGAGUGAUAGGGGCGAUCAUAAGAACCUGUUUCGGCGAAGAGGACAAUUUACCGGUGACUGCGGAGGGACAGGCGUCGUGCCAGGAAAGGUCGCUUCUUCAAGAUGUAUUUCUCCUGCUAUUCCACUUCUUCGGCCUCCAGCUUUCCUACCUGCUGUGGGGUGUUCUCCAGGAGAAGGUUAUGACGCAGGCAUACGAAAGCUCGAACAAGGACAUCGGGUAUUUUAAAGACUCCCAAUUUUUAGUGUUUGUUAAUCGAAUUUUAGCGUUUUUAGUAUCCGCUUGCGUUUUAAUAACCAAGCGACAGCCGAGGCAUAAAUGCCCGUUGUACAAGUACGCUUACUGUUCGUUCUCGAAUAUAAUGAGUUCUUGGUGUCAGUACGAGGCGUUGAAAUACGUGUCGUUUCCGCACCAAGUGCUCGCUAAAGCCAGUAAAACGAUUCCAGUAAUGAUAAUGGGUAGAUUCAUGUCUAAAACCAAAUAUGAGUACUACGAGUACGUUACGGCCGUUAUCCUUUCGUUAGGUAUGUUGCUGUUUAUGAUCGAUACGGGCAACGAUAGAUCGAAUUCGACUGUAACGACCUUUUCUGGCGUGAUAUUACUGUGUUCCUACAUUGCGUUCGAUAGUUUUACGUCGAACUGGCAGGGUAGUUUGUUCAAGAAAUACGAAAUGAAACCGGUGCAAAUGAUGUGCUUCGUCAACUUCUUUUCCAGCAUAUUCACCGCCGUGUCUCUGCUCCAACAGGACGGUUUCAUGAAUGGUCUCAGCUUUAUGAUGAAAUUUCCUUCGUUUACUAUAGAUAUAAUAAUCCUUUCGUUGUGCAGCACUUGUGGCCAGUUGUUUAUUUACAACACGGUCUCGACCUACGGGCCUUUGGUGUUCGUUAUUAUCAGUACCAUUAGACAGGGUUUCUCUGUGUUGCUCAGUUGCAUCAUCUACCAUCAUAAAGUGUCCGUUUUCGGCGCCAUCGGGUUGAUUCUAGUCUUCUUGAGUAUAUUCCUGAGAACCUAUUGCAGCUAUAGAAUUAAGGCUCAGAAGAAGCAGUUGCAGCCGGUUACGCAUAAAGCCAAAUAUUUGACAGUCGUGCAAUGAGUAUUUGUGUAAUUUUUGUACUUUAUUUAUUUUAAAUUUUAUUGAUGAGCUUUGAAAUUAACAUAUUGUAUACGCCUUCUUCGUAUUUUGUAUGUACGAAAUAUGUACCUUCCUACAAUGAAUUUGUAAUUUUUAUGUAUGUGAAUAAUUUAUUUUAGGAUCAUCAGUCUAAAUGAUGUACAUUGCAAGACUGUUUUAGUAUAAAUAAUCUCACGGUUUGAUCAAAAGUUUAGCUUUAAAAGCAAGAUUCCUUAUAUUAAUAUUUCUGAUUGAAUUAAAUUUGUGUAAAGAAACAGCAAUUCGUUA